AAACACUUGAUGAAACUUUUGAUCAAAUUACAUUAGCAAUGGCAAAUGAGAGUGAUUUAUUUGAAGAUAAUGAAGAAUUUGAAACAAAUUUUACUUUUGAAUAUGAUGAAAUUAAAGAUAUAGAAGAAUUAAAUAAUGAUAAUUUAGAAAUCAUUGAUUAUAUUGAUUUAUUAGCAAGUAUAUUAAAUGCAGAUAAUAUUAAUUCUGAUAAAUAA
Messenger RNA from Funneliformis mosseae, 215 nucleotides. NCBI's taxonomy places the organism in Eukaryota, Fungi, Glomeromycota, Glomeromycetes, Glomerales, Glomeraceae. The record is from the annotation of a GenBank genome assembly.